Molecule: messenger RNA, 1746 nt
Organism: Mus musculus (house mouse)
Lineage: Eukaryota; Metazoa; Chordata; Mammalia; Rodentia; Muridae
Product: predicted gene 3629
Exons: 4
Coding region: 415-795 (126 amino acids)
Source: RefSeq, marked validated
AACUGAAAUAGAAGUUUGAAGUGGGAUAGUCAACUGGAAGUGGAGCAGGAGGGGUCAAGCCCAUCUGUGGCAGGACCUAGGAUGGAGUGGUCACCACCUCUGCCUUCUCCAUUUUUGUCUCUUCUCUUCAAGUAUGGUUACAACCUCAGCUAACUUGGUUUUGCCAGAAAGAGGAAGCAGAGGGAGAGGCAUUCCAUGAUCAUGCCUUAUUACCAGUGAUGCAGGAGGCAUUCUGGAUGGGCGCUUUAGAAUCACUCUUUCUGAACCAAAAGCUCUCAGAGCAGAGCUGAACCUCCCAGAAAAUGCUCUUCUCUACCAAAUCGCCAGAUGGGGGUGGGCCCGAAGCUAAACAGCACUGUAGAGGUGGCAUAAUGGACCAGAACCCCCAGGCAGAGGUGGGAGGAAUCAGAGAGGAUGCCUGGACCAGAAGCCAGCACCACCCUCAGGGCUUCACUGGAGGAGCUGUCACUGGGGCCAGUGCGGUUUCCCCUACUUCUGCAGGACCAGAAGAGGAUUCGUCCAACAGUGAAUCAGAGCAGGAGGGGCCCCAGAAGCUGGUCCAUAAAGUGUCCACCUCUGGACAGAUGGGGACCAAGCAUUGAUCUUCCCAGACUGAUAACUGCUGAAAUCCAGGUCACGGCUCACCUCACCAAACUCAAAGCAAGGAGUGAGGAGAGGGAGACUCUAGACAGCCACUGGACUACAACCAUCGGCUCUGAAAUAAUGAGAAACUAUUGUAAGCAGACAGAUGCCUUGAUGUCUCUGAGAAGUUGCAAAAGAGACAGCUGUCUAUGAAGAUAGAAGCUAGACCGCCUGUCAAGCUGACAUGGAAUGAAGAGCUACAGUUCCAUCUUCAUUACAUCCUGAAAUUGAGCUCCAUCUUCAAAUUGAUGCCUCAGAAUCCAUAGGAGCCAUCAAGCAAAGAAAUACACCCUGACAGGUUGUCAUGGCCUCCGCAUAUGUGAAGUUGCCUGUGCACUAAAGGUUAUCAGUCAUGAUGUCAUGUCCUCAGCUGGUUUGCCUGCAUUAAUGCAGUUACCCAGCGCUGCUUCAGUCUUUUGUGUAGUUGAUAUUACAAGCUUACACCACCAGGCUUAGUUAACAGUCCUGUGUGUGUGUGUGUGUGUGUGUGUGUGUGUGUGUGUGUGUGUGUGUAAGGAAGACUCUGCUUUCACUGAUAACUGGGCUAUUUCAAAAGUUUAAUUUCUCGGGAUUUAAAACUUCUAAACUUUUGUAAAAGGUACAAAUUGAGAAUCUCAAAAUAUUGGACCACCUUGCUUUAAAAACUUUUUUUAAUGAAAAAUGGUGUGUGUGUGUGGCUAAGACACAAGUCAAAACACAAAAUUCAUUUAUAUUUCACAACUCAUGAAUAUAGCCUGAAAUUAAUGAUUUACAGGAUUUUUAAUGAGCUUAUGCUUUUACUAUGACCCUUCAAUUGAGGUCAAGUGUGGAAGUUUCUCCUGGUGGCACUGUCUUGGUGCUUAGCAAGUUUUGGAUUUGUAAAUGUUUUAGGCUUUCAAAUUUAGAUGCUUAGUGUAUGGUGCUUCCCCAGUGGCAAUGUAAAAUGCAUAGGGAUAAGUAUAUACAUGGUGCUGGACCAAUAGUUACUGAGUUCUUAAAUAUUUUAUCAGCCUUCCUCAAAUAGAAGUUUCUCACUCAUCUCAAUGCAGACCAGAAUUUAAUUGAAAAGCUUUUGCUUCAUUUCCAGCAAGUACAAUAAAUUAAAGCUGGCCAUACUUGAAUGUC